This is a messenger RNA of Acipenser ruthenus (sterlet), 1527 nucleotides long. RefSeq lists its product as uncharacterized. Bases 275 to 1312 code for a protein of 345 amino acids. The record is from RefSeq and is a predicted model, not a curated record. The transcript is spliced from 2 exons. Lineage: Eukaryota; Metazoa; Chordata; Actinopteri; Acipenseriformes; Acipenseridae.
UCAAUGCUGAGAGUCUGCAGCCAUCCUUCACUGCAUGCCAGCUCCUGCACAAACUGUAACAAUUUCCAAAGGAAACUGCUUUCUUGUUAAACACAAACAGAGCUCCUGACUGCACUGUACGCCGGUCCAUGAUUUGAUGGGCAAUCCGAAUUUCAUCUGAAAAGGGUUGAUCUUACAACAAGCUGUUCUUAAACUCUGGCAUCGUUCUUGAUGGUGAAAAUAACUCCUAUUGAAAGAAAAGAAAUAUAUCGUACAUCAUCAGCAUAUUCACACAAUGAGUGGGCUUGAGUGCUCAAGCAAUUACAGUGCAGAGAAUCUGACCCUCUCUGGGGACAUCUCCUCAACAGCUACAUACUGCUACAUUCUCCUGGCCCUGGCUGGUCUGACAGCCAGCAUCUUCAUCCUAAUAACCUUCAUCAGAGGCUGCAAAGGGAGAAAGAGCCUGACCAAGAUGGACACCUUCUUCUUCGCCCUUUCCCUCAGUGACCUGUUUAUAAUACUCUACUCCAUCUCUGUAAUCGCACACAGACCUGGCUACUUGAAGACUACCAGCCUGAACUGUGGAGUCUUCUCGUUCUUCUUCAACAUCAGCUACUUCAACUCUCAGUUUCUCCAAGUGACCAUGCUGUUCUUCUUGACGUUUGAGGAGAACCGUCCCGGCGUAGCUCUGCUGAUAAAAGUGCUGGACAACGCACUGGCCUGCGUGGGCCUCACAGCCCUCGGCGCCUUCCUCGGUUCAGUCUUUACGACGGCACUGCUGGAGACGGGCCAGCAGCUCAACGAGUCCGUCUGCUGCCAGCUGGACCCCCUGCAAGCAGGACCCCGGUACUACAUUGCCAAGUUCAUCGUGGGGAUCGCGCUUCCCUGCCUCCUCCUGAUGCUCCUCCUCGUCAAGUGCCUCCUCCUUUGGAAAAAGUCAGAAACCGGAAUGGGCUUGGCGGCCAGGCUCAAGGCUUGCUCUGCGUUCCUAGCUGUGGCCUCGGUGACGCUCGUCUGCAGGAUCUUUUACAACGCCGUCCUGCUCCACAGAACAGCCCUCAAGUACGGGCUGGGCAACGUGGCAGAGCUGGUGAUGUUCUCCGGGAGCUGCCUCAGCUUGGUGCUCAUCGUCUCUCUUCACAAACUGUGCCGGGAAGGCAUGGUAAGGACUCUGAAGAGCCUGACAGACCCCUGCAGGAGAAUCGGCAGGGGCGAGACUCACAGGAAUAUCAUGACAACCACCAUAGAGAUCGCAGAGCACAAAGAGGACACUGGGUCGCUGCACUCCGAGAACCUGGGAGAGGCACCUGGAACAACUGACGGCUGCGGAUAAGCAGGCAAAGGAAAGCAGAGAGAGCAGCUGGCCGUUCACCUUGCCCACUGGCAUCGACAGGAGCGCUCUCACUCACUGGCAUUUUUUACUGGACCUUUUUUAAAAGCUGUAUAAUACUAUGCUGCCCAACCCCAUUCACACUGGUAAUUUGUUCAGAGUAAGUAAUCUGAUAAUCUGUACUGCAAUAAAAAUGUCUUGUCCUCAUCCAAUGUUUU